Messenger RNA from Echinops telfairi (small Madagascar hedgehog), 1376 nucleotides. RefSeq names its product galanin receptor 1 (gene GALR1). Gene Ontology annotation, biological process: G protein-coupled receptor signaling pathway; positive regulation of cytosolic calcium ion concentration; negative regulation of adenylate cyclase activity. Gene Ontology annotation, cellular component: membrane. The coding region runs from base 1 to 1047 and encodes 348 amino acids. The record is from RefSeq and is a predicted model, not a curated record. The transcript is spliced from 3 exons. Lineage: Eukaryota; Metazoa; Chordata; Mammalia; Afrosoricida; Tenrecidae. Gene Ontology annotation, molecular function: galanin receptor activity.
AUGGAGGUGGCGGUAGACAACGCCAGCGAGGGCAAUGCCAGCCGGCCGGAGGCUGGCGGGCCGGAGCCACGGCCGCUGCUGGGCAUUGGCGUGGAUAACCUGGCUACACUGGUGGCGUUCAGCGUCAUUUUCGCUCUGGGCGUGCUGGGCAACAGCCUGGUGAUCACCGUCCUGGCGCGCAACAGACGGGGCAAGCCGCGCAGUACCACCAACCUCUUCAUCCUCAACCUGAGCAUCGCAGACCUGGCCUACCUGCUUGUCUGCGUCCCCGUACAGGCCACCCUGUACACGUUGCCCACCUGGGUGCUGGGCGCCUUCAUCUGCAAGUUCUCGCACUACUUCUUCACCGUUUCCAUGCUGGUCAGCAUCUUCACCCUCGCUGCGAUGUCCGUGGACCGCUACGUGGCCAUCGUGCACUCCCGGCGCUCCUCCGCGCUGCGGGUGCCCCGCAACGCGCUGCUGAGCAUAGCUGUCAUCUGGGCGCUGUCCAUCGCCAUGGCCUCGCCGGUGGCCUACCACCAGCGCCUCUUCCACCGCAACAAUGAGACCUUCUGCUGGGACUUGUGGCCCAACCCACGCCACAAAAAGGCCUAUGUGUUGUGCACCUUCGUCUUCGGGUACCUGCUGCCCCUGCUGUUCAUCUGCUUCUGCUAUGCCAAGGUGCUUAAGCAUUUGCACAAAAAGCUGAAGAACAUGUCCAAGAAGUCCGAAGCAUCCAAGAAGAAGACCACACAGACAGUGCUGGUGGUGGUCGUGGUCUUUGGGAUCUCCUGGCUGCCGCACCACGUCAUCCACCUCUGGGUUGAGUUUGGAGACUUUCCCCUGACCCCUGCCUCCUUCCUCUUCAGAAUCAUGGCGCACUGCCUGGUCUACAGCAACUCCUCCGUGAACCCCAUCAUCUAUGCCUUCCUCUCGGAGAACUUCAGAAAGGCCUACAAGCAAGUGUUCAAGUGCCCCCCACGCACCUCACCGUCCCCUCUCCACGACACGAAAGAGACCAAGAGCCGCCUGGACACCCCGCCAUCCACCAACUGCACCCACGUGUGAAAGCACAGCGCAUGUGUCCCUGACAGGGAAUGCCCAUUUAUGUGAACUGUGUGCAUACCAAAAGUACAAUGAGGUAUUAAGCAAGGCUACAACUUCGUAUUCUAACAGUGAUUCCUGUUAUUUUCCCGUAAUUCCACUCGUGUUAAAAAUCCCACUUAAGGAAUUCCUGCAGCGUCUCUUGCUGUGAGCUGGAAUUGACCCGAUGGCAGUGGGUAGUGGAGGGGAGUCUAUUGAAGGUUAUUUGUAAGGGAAAUUGACUUCUCCAAAUUUCUUUUCAAAACUGUUCUGUGGAGACAAAUAAAUAAAAUGCUACUUAGCGUUUUACCUUG